Linum trigynum is the source of this 3188-nucleotide messenger RNA. NCBI's taxonomy places the organism in Eukaryota, Viridiplantae, Streptophyta, Magnoliopsida, Malpighiales, Linaceae. The record is from the annotation of a GenBank genome assembly.
GUAGAAACAUAUUCAAUGGUCGACGUUUGUAUUUGGACCAUAAGCUUAGGUCGGAGAAGGAGUCGGCGAUAGUGGGACAAGUGAAAUAAAAGAAAAGGGGAAAGGACAAUCCACAAGUAGUGAGAGCUGAGAAGGUAAAGAGUAUGCAACAUUGAGGAAAUCUUACAACUAGCAGUCCACGAGGCUGACCACGUCUAACUAAAUUUGACGUGUGACAAAGGCGAUGACAAAUCAGAGUUUUUUAGAAAGAUAUGACUUUGGAAUAAAAUAUUAGGAUAUAUUUAAGAUUUGAUACUCUAAUUUGGUCCGAACUCUACACGAAUAGACUACUUUGCACCAAAAUUUUCGGAACUCCUAAAGAUGUCUAUGUUUUCAAAAUAAUUUCUCCAAUUUGCAUGGUAUGUCAAUUAACCGUCAACUUGGAUAGUCAAUACAUUCGAGUGUUAGUUCAGAGUGUUAGUCAGUCAGCAACCUUAACUGAUGUGGACGGAAUAACUACGGGUUGAGGCCUUGAAGGUAGGCAGCUGGAUAAUAGAUUGAAGUAGGCAAAAAUUGUUGAAUUAUCACUCAUGGGUUGUGAAAGAAGUAAGAUGAUCAUUUGUGCUAAAUGCAAUUUAAGUUUUGGGAAGACAAAGAAUCAAUUGAGGAUGAUCAUAUUUUACCAACAUAUCGACAACACAAAAUUCAUACGUAAUGCAUGCAGCUUAAUGACAGUACUUAAGACACCACCUCAUUUUUUAGGUAUAUAAGAGCAUUAUUUCGACUCUUCUAUUUCUUACUCAAAAAGUCAAAACCACUCUUCCCUUCCUCUGUAUUUCACCACACUAACCAAAUGAAGCCUUCAAAGUCUUCAUAUAUCACUACUUGGCCUGGAAGAGAUCAUUCUCAAGGUAUGGCUAAAACCCAAACCAUAGCCUGGGUUAACCAUCUCUUGUUGUUCUCUCUCAUUGCCUUGACCCUAGUCUUCAUCUCUUACUUCACCAUUCAUCAUAACUCUGCUUCCCUCGCCAAGUACCUCACUGAGACUACUGCUGCUGGUGUUACAUUCCAACAACAAUACGCCGCAAGCAAUGUGGCUGGAGGAAAUACUUGCUCAGGACGUUACAUCUACGUUCAUCACCUGCCUGCCCGUUUCAACGACGAUGUGUUCAAGAGCUGUCGCGAUAAUUCACUGCUCAAGAACCCUGAUAUGUGCCCAGACCUCUCCAACUUGGGAUUUGGAGCUCAGGUCAAUAUUAAGAACCCAUCUGGUGACCUGGGUUUGAUCACAGAGGAGAGAUCUGCGAGUAGCUGGUACGCUACCAAUCACUUCAGUCUCGAAGUCAUCUUCCGUCACAAGAUGAUGAAGAGCUAUGAUUGCUUGACCAAUGAUUCAUCCUUGGCCUCCUUGAUCUACGUGCCAUUCUAUCCCGGUUUCGACAUUGUUAGACAUCUCUGGGGGGAUUACAAUACAACUGUGAGAGAUGCUCUAGGUUUUGAGUUGGUGAGCUGGCUAAAAAACCAGCCCAAUUGGAAGACAUCAGGUUUAUGGGGAAGGGACCAUUUCUUUGUUUCAGGCAGAAUUGCUUGGGAUCUUCGAAGACCAGAUGACGAUGAUUCACAUUGGGGAAGCAAGCUGAUGCAACUUCCUGAAGCAAUGAACAUGACAAUGCUUUCGAUUGAGACAACUUCAUGGAGCAACGAGUUGGGGAUUCCAUACCCAACAUACUUCCAUCCUCGUCGGCUAAAAGAAGUGCAUCGAUGGCAGAAGAGAAUGACAAGACAAAAAAGGCCAUACCUAUUCUCCUUCGUGGGUGGGCCGCGAGCUAACAUGACAGACUCCAUCCGUGGGGAGCUCAUAAACCAGUGUUUAGCUUCAAGGAGGAAUUGCAAGCUGCUGAACUGUCAUUCAGCCAAUUGUAUGAGUCCAAUUGAGGUGUUGAAAGUGUUUCGGAACUCGGUCUUUUGCCUGCAGCCUGCUGGCGAUUCAUACACCAGGAGGUCAACUUUCGAUUCCAUCUUGGCCGGGUGUAUUCCUGUAUUCUUCCAUCCUUUUUCGGCUUAUACACAGUACAUAUGGCAUCUUCCAAGGAAUUACUCUUCUUAUUCUGUUUACAUACCAGAAAAUCUGGUGAGAGAAGGGAGAGUGAGCAUCAGAAUGCAACUGCUUCAAGUUUCAAAGGCGGAAGUAGUGUCGAUGAGACAAGAAGUGAUAAAUUUGAUCCCAAAGGUGAUAUACAGGGAUCCAAGAUCAAAAUCGAAGGACUUUGAAGAUGCAUUUGACAUUGCAGUUAAGGGAAUGCUGGAAAGAGUUGGCAAAGUAAGGAGACAGAUCAAGGGAAAGAUCCAGGGACUGGAUUUGCAGAACCAGGUAGCUGGAAGCUGAAGCUUGAAGAUGGAUGGUACAGGGAGAGAUCGUGAGUGGGAUCCGUUCUUCUGAUAUCUGGAAAAGAGAGAACCAUUAACUGUUUCUGGCAGAGUACAAAAGAAAACCCAUGAUUUGUCUUGCUGAAGAUAAAAGCAGAUGAAGUCCAUUUUCAUGGUGAAGGGGGGGAAAUAAACCUGUUUUUAUAUUUGUAAAAUCGUCUAUUUCUGAUAACGUUGAAAGUGAAAUACAGGCGAGGAGAAAAAACUGCAUAUCUCAAUUACAUGAGUAAAGUGUAGCUUAAGUUUGAAAAACAGAAAGAGCACGAAGGCCAUUCUUCAAUUGUAGCUGUAAGCAACUAUAGGAAGCAUAACAUAGCGGCAUGUACAACCGAGCGACAAAAAUAAGACAAUAGUAUGCACAUGAGCAAAACUUCUUGAGAACCAGCAUUGUUUAGCCAGCCAAGCCAAGUAACCAAUCACCAGCUUCACCCUUACAUGUUGGACAGAACUUGAAGCGAGACAAGAAUGUAUCUCUGUAAUGUCAACCAUAAGACAUUACAAGGUAGAAGAACUUCUGGACCUGUGCACUUUAUCUUCUUGAGGAGGAUUCAAGGAUGGAGAGGAAACGGCAGCAUGAUACCCAGAAGAAGCAAGUUGUGCUAGUGCUGGAACUGCACCACCUAUGCAUUUUCCCGGAACAAAGAUAACUCUGGUUAACAUUCAAGAGAGUUUCUGGCGUUCUCUUUCUAUGAUGAAUUAUUAUAGCAAUAUACUAGACCACAACUUUCACAAAAACAUGCUGACCACUAGGAUGCUGGAGCACAUAAAAGAGCUUUGGACAA